CGGCCGGAUGGGCGCCUUUUCCCUCCCUCAAAGUGUGGCCCUCGAUCGGGGCUCGCCAACCGAUUUGUUGUUCCCUAUCCCGGAUCUGCGCGACGGACGGACGGAUGCAUGCAUGCGGGAGGGAGGCAGGCAUGCUGUGAGCAACGGGUCCCGCUCCCCGAUUGUCACACCUGAUUUGUUUCCAUUUUCUUCCUCUCACUGUCACGGGCGUGCGCGCUCGUUCGCUCGGUGGAACGCGGACGUGCGCGUACUGUUUCCCGGGGACGCUGUGAGAAGUGCACACAAUGUGGGAAAGUUAUCUUUUUUUCUUUCUCGGCACCAACUUGAAGCGCGGAUCCUUUCCACACGAUCAUCUCGUGACGCUAACGAACCGAACUUGAUUUUGGACGUGUCGUGCGUGUCCCGUCUGGUCGGAUUACGCGUAAUACUUGUCCCACAGCGAGCGCCGCGCCGACCGUGAACGCCGCAAGCAGGAAGCUAGCAGCUAGGCGCUAGCUAGCUAGCUAGCUCGCUCGCUCGCUCGCUCGCUCUUGCCGCCGGCGAGGAUUCCCAACGCGCGUUUGGCGGCCGAGUGGAGCGCCGCAUGUGGAGGAGGCGAAGUCGCCUUGUCGGAGCCGCCGGCCGACGGUGACGCCUCCCUGCUGAAAGUGCGCUCCGUCCGCGGCUUAACUCGCUCGCUAGCAUGCCGCAGCUGAGCGACGAUGGCGACUUGGGCGCCAACGACGAGCUGAUCCCGUUCAAGGAUGAGGGCGAGCACGACGACAAGACGAGCGCGGCGGCCGCCACCGCCGCUCAGCGGGACCUGGACGACGUCAAGUCGUCCCUCGUCAACGAGUCCGAGACCAACCACAGCGCGUCGGAUUCCGAGGCAGCGGACAGGCGAGCCAGACGUCAGCCGGACGCGGCCGGCCUGCCCGGACGUGGCCAGCCGUUUGGCGAAGCGCUGAGGCGGCGCUCCGGGGGUGUCCUCCAAGCGCCGGCUUUCGUGGGCUACCCCUUCUUCAUGAUUCCUGACCUUUAUGGCUCGUAUCUGGCCGGCGGGGGCCUGGCGCGUGCGUAUCUGCCGUGGCAGUGGCCCCUGCUGGAUGUGCCCGCCGGAGCGGCCGGGAGAGAUUCGCCCGUGCCCGCUCACCCGUCUAGCGGCACGCCCGCCUUUGUGGCUCACCUCCACCCGCUGCUCUCCCGCCGACCCGAGGCCUCCUCGCCGCACUCCAGGGUGCCAGCCAACUUCUCGCCCGACGCGGGCUCGUCCCGGCCGCCGCAGGUCGCACGCCACCUCGUCUCACCUGCAGCCGUGGCUGAGAUGGCGCACGCCUUUGAUUGGCUCCCGUGCCCCGGCCCGCUGAGCGCCGUCAAAAGGGAACCCGGAGAGGCCGGCCCGCGCAGCCCGCCGAGGAAGUCGCCGGCGCGGGACGGCGGCGGUCAGGCCAAAGGUCACAUCAAGAAACCUCUCAACGCCUUCAUGUUGUUUAUGAGGGACGAGCGGCCCAAAGUGGUGGCCCAGUGCCAAGUUAAGGAGAGCGCCACCAUCAACCAGAUCCUGGGACAGCGGUGGCAUUCGCUGAGCAAGGACGAGCAGGCCAAGUACUACGAGCUGGCCCGGAAAGAGCGGCUGCUCCACUCGCAACUUUACCCCGGCUGGUCGGCCAGAGACAACUACGGCAAGAAGAAGAAGAGGAAGAAAUGCAAGAGCGAAAGCCACCAAGACACUGCCGCAGACCAUUUCCCGCUGCGGCCCGCGCCCCACGAGGCGCCUCACGAGCUCACGUCGCCCUCCGGCACCAGCGCUCACCUUUUGCGCCCGUACACGCUCUCCCAUCUCACACACACGCACUUGUCCCAGGCCAGCCCCGCCUCCUCGGUGGACUCCCCGGCCACGGCGGCGGCGCUGGCGUCGCCCGCCGCCCCGGCACCCACCUUCACCGAACACUCGGACGCACGGGGCGGCCGCGUAUCGCCGACAGACCAGCCGCUCGCCCUCACGACUCAUGCGCCGCCACGCGGGAGGGCGCGUGCCCCACCCGCGGCCACCUCUGACCUGCGGACCUCCUCUACCUCCAGCCACGGGCUUUGAGCGACUGUCGACACGCCAAAGCGUUUUUAAAUCCAAUUUCUUGCCCUUGGCAAAUUAGUGGUCAAUAUUUGACAUUGUUAAUAAAUGGAUAUUAAGUCGUCACUCGAUUUCCUUCAUGUUGACUUUUGAACUCCAUCCAGACUUUUGUAAACCCAAAUAAAGAGUCUCAAUGGAAGCAA
This is a messenger RNA of Syngnathus typhle (broad-nosed pipefish), 2253 nucleotides long. RefSeq names its product transcription factor 7-like 1-A. The transcript has 11 exons. NCBI's taxonomy places the organism in Eukaryota, Metazoa, Chordata, Actinopteri, Syngnathiformes, Syngnathidae. The record is from RefSeq and is a predicted model, not a curated record. Gene Ontology annotation, cellular component: beta-catenin-TCF complex; catenin-TCF7L2 complex. Gene Ontology annotation, biological process: regulation of transcription by RNA polymerase II; canonical Wnt signaling pathway. Bases 683 to 2074 code for a protein of 463 amino acids. Gene Ontology annotation, molecular function: DNA-binding transcription factor activity, RNA polymerase II-specific; RNA polymerase II cis-regulatory region sequence-specific DNA binding.